This is a messenger RNA of Notolabrus celidotus (New Zealand spotty), 4935 nucleotides long. RefSeq names its product mcf.2 cell line derived transforming sequence-like b (gene mcf2lb). Gene Ontology annotation, molecular function: protein binding; guanyl-nucleotide exchange factor activity. Lineage: Eukaryota; Metazoa; Chordata; Actinopteri; Labriformes; Labridae. Gene Ontology annotation, biological process: intracellular signal transduction; positive regulation of Rho protein signal transduction. Gene Ontology annotation, cellular component: cytoplasm; extrinsic component of membrane. The record is from RefSeq and is a predicted model, not a curated record. The coding region runs from base 485 to 3901 and encodes 1138 amino acids. The transcript has 31 exons.
ACCAUCAUGUGUGCUGAUGCUGAAGCAUGCAUGUGCGUGUGAGUCUGCGUCCCUUUCCUCCUCCUCCUCCUCCUCCUCCUCCUCCUCCUCCUCUCAUCGCCGGCAUCCUGCGCCCCGCAUCCCUCUGCGACUGGAGGACUCGUCACUGCAGCCAGAGCAGCUUCAGCAUCACUCCAUCAUCACGUCCCCGCAGCAUCAUCAGAAGCAUCCAUUCCUCACAAGCAUCCCUCCAAGCUGCACACACCCCCUUUCUCUCUCUUAGAUUUCUCUCCUCCAGCAUCCGUGUGACAGAGUACAGCAGCCAGACAGUCACAUCCAGGGUUAGUUUACCCUUCUGCAUCCCUUUCCUCCGUUGUGCUCGGCUGAUUCUCUCUCAUCAUCCGCUCUCCGAAGCUCUGUUCAGGAAAAAUCAGGCAAGCUGUCUCUUCUUCCCACACAAGCGUCUCUUUGCUGGACAGCUGGUCUUCCACUGUCCCUGUGGAGGAUGAUCCUGUGGAUGAAGACGGAGGAGAUGGCGCUGGGGGAGCUGCUGGAGAGGCUAAGGACAGUCACCAGAAGCAUAGAUGAGAUCAUGCAGUUGGACAGCAGUCCCCUCCGUGCGGCAGACAUCACCCCCGACCUCAAGAGGCAGUUUGCCUUCCUAUCAGGAGGUAGAGGGGAUAACGGCAGCCCCAUCAUAGUGUUCCCAGAGUUUCCUGCGUUUGGAGAGAUCACAGACAGAGAGUUUCACAACGUGCUGACAUACCUGACCAGUGUACCAAGUUUGUCUUCUACAGGCGUGGGUUUCAUCCUGGUUAUUGACCGCAGGCAAGACCGAUGGGCUGCUGUCAAAGGGACCCUGCUUCGCAUCGCGGGCUCCUUCCCAGGGAACCUCCAGCUGGUUCUGGUUCUGAGGCCCACCACUCUCCUACAACGCACGCUCUCUGACAUACUCUUCAAGUUCAACAAGGAUGAGUUCAAGAUGAAAGUGCCGGUGAUCAUGCUGAGCUCAGUAACGGAGCUGCACACAUACAUCGACCGCACUCAGCUGACCCAUGAGCUCGGGGGAACUCAAGAGUACUGUCACGAGAAGUGGAUCUCUCACCGCACUGCUAUUGAGGGCUUUGCAUUGAUGGUGAAAAAAACAGCGCAGACUUUGCAGUCUUUUGGGACUGAGCUGGCUGAAACCGAACUCCCCAAUGAAAUCCAGGCCACAACCCUCUUACUGAGCACACACAGGAGCAAGAAAGACAAAAUGAAGGAGGAUAUGAUGGUGGCUCUGGGUCAAGGUAGCAGGUUGCUAGAGAGCAUCAAUGAGCCUGUAGUCAGAGACCCGGACCACAACAUGAACCAGGACGAGCUUGAGAACCUGGCCACAGUGCAAAGGCUGCUGUCACAGCUGGACGAGACAGAACGGGCUUUCGAUGAGUUCUGGGUGAGACAUCAGACCAAAUUGGAGCAGUGUCUCCAGCUGCGUCACUUUGAGCACAACUACAGAGAGGUGAGAGCUCUGCUGGAUCAGGUGUCAGAGAAACUCAAGACCUUCUCUGAGGUGGGAAUCAGCCCGGCUCACGCUGACCACAUCUUUAGUGAACUCAGCGCCUACGAGGAGAGAGUGUGUGAGGUGCUGGACAGAGCUGUGUCUUUGGCCGACGAGGGUGAAGUACUCAUCAAGAACUCACAUUACGCUGAGGACUCCAUUCAGCCCAAAUGCAGCGAGCUCAGAACAGUCAGCGAGACUGUGAGCAGCAACCUGCGAGCCAAGAAGGAGCACCUCCUUAAAGCCAUGGAGCUGCACCAGCGUCUAGAGAGGGCUUCUAAAUGGGUUGACGAUGGUAUUUACCUACUGGCAUCUCAGCCUGUGGACAAGUGUCAAUCACAUGAGGGGGCGGAGCUAGCUCUGCAGGAGCUGGAGCGUUACCUGGACAACGCAGGCCAGAACCAACUGUCGGAACUCAGCACCAUCUGGAGCGAAUAUAAGGCGGUCAUCAACCAGCAGUUUAGGGAGCAAGUGGAGAAGGUUUUCCAGAAGCAGACGUCCAUGCAGGAGAUGUUUGAUAAAAGGAGAAUCAGCCUGAAGAAACUCGCAGCCAAACAGACCAGGCCGGUUCAGCCUGUAGCCCCCAGACCUGAAGCCUUCAUCAAAUCCCCUCUCAGCUCGCCCGCACAUAGAGCUCAGCAGGAAAAAAACAACUCUGAGAUAGACUCCGGGAACAACUGUGAAAAAGGAAAUAACCCUCUGCAGAAUGGAGACAGUAACAGCAGACAUGCCUCUCAGUCAGAGGAGGAGGAGAACCUGGCUGUGCUAAGAAGACACGUUAUGAACGAGCUGCUAGAAACAGAGAGGGCCUACGUGGAGGAGCUGCUUUGUGUAUUACAGGGAUACGCCUCUGAGAUGGAUAAUCCAGCGAUGGUUCCCCUCAUGCCUGCUCCUCUGCAGAACAAAAAGGAGGUUCUGUUUGGAAACAUGCCAGAAAUCUACCACUUCCACAAGAGGACCUUUCUGAGAGAGUUGGAGCAGUACACAGACUGCCCUGAGCUGGUUGGACAUUGUUUUCUUGAGAGGAUGACAGACCUGCAGAUCUAUGAGAAGUACUGCCACAACAAGCCUCGCUCUGAAAGCCUCUGGAGGCAGUGCUCAGACUGCGCCUUCUUCCAGGAGUGUCAGAAAAAGCUGGAGCAUAAACUGGGCUUAGACUCCUAUCUGCUGAAGCCUGUUCAGAGGAUUACCAAAUAUCAGUUGCUAUUGAAGGAAAUGCUGAAGUACAGUAAAGGCUGUGAGGGGGCCGAUGAUCUGCAAGAGGCACUCACCUCCAUCUUAGGCAUCCUCAAGGCAGUUAAUGAUUCCAUGCACCUUAUCGCCAUCACAGGAUAUGAGGGUAAUCUGAGUGAGCUGGGAAAACUGUUAAUGCAAGGAUCAUUUAGCGUUUGGACGGAGCACAAGAAAGGUCACGCCAAAGUGAAGGAUCUGGCUCGUUUCAAGCCCAUGCAGAGACACAUCUUCCUCCAUGAGAAGGCCCUGCUCUUCUGCAAGAGGAGGGAGGAGAACGGGGAGGGUUAUGAGAAAGCUCCCUCGUACAGCUUCAAGCAAACUCUGAGUAUGAGUGCUGUUGGUAUUACUGAGAAUGCAAAGGGAGACAACAAGAAGUUUGAAAUCUGGUGCAACUCCAGAGAAGAGGUCUAUAUUGUUCAGGCGCCAUCAGCUGAAGUAAAAACCACGUGGGUGAAUGAGAUCAGGAAGGUUCUGACAACGCAACUGGAAGCAUGCAGAGCCAGCCAGCAGAGAGCGCCAGACCAAGUUUUCCAGUUCCCUCCUGUGCCCAGUGGAGCAGUUAGCCUCAGUCCCUUUAAGUCCGGUCAGAGGAGCUUUAAGAGAGGAGAGGAGAAGAAAACUGAGCCCUGCAGCCCUGAUGCUAACUCCUCUUCUUCACCAAAGCCUACAGGAAAAGGAUCUCCCACAAGCCCUGAUCACAAGACAAAACGCCAGAGUGACCCCACACCAUUCGGCUUCAAAGGCUGGAACAAAACCUCCCUGUCUCUGGAUGCAUCAGAGGAGCAUGAAGGCUACUCCAGUGCUGACGACCCCCUGAACUCUGACCCAGAGGACGACAAUGGAAAGAAGCUGUGCGCUGGCAAAUACACAGUGAUGGCCGACUAUGAGAAGGAUGAUGCUCAGGAUUUCUCAGUAAAGAGCGGGGAGAUGGUGCAGGUGGUGAAAGAAGGAGAUGACCAACAGUGGCUUGUACGUAAUCUGAGCACUUCCAAGGAAGGCUGGAUUGCAGCUGCUAAUCUUAUCACUCUUAUUGGAAAAUCUAAAUCUUGCCAGUCUCUCACCAGCUCAGAAGGCAGUGGCUCGGGAAACCUCAGCACAUCAUCCAGCUGCAGCGAGACGUACACCAGCUUCUCUGACAUAAAACCCUGAACCCCCCAGCACUUCAUCCAUCACCAAACUCUCCAUGCAGAAGCUAGCAUCAUGUGGCUGUCUAUGCUGUAUUGCCAAUAUUGGUUCUCAUAGGGAUUUCACCAGGACCUUCACAGAAAAGCUGUAUUUUUUCAACUUUUAAAAUUGCACACAUGCACCAGUUAUGAAAGUAAUAUGUCCAAUCUGUACUCUCAUUAUACUGGAAGAUACUGGAUAGAAAAAUAUUCACCACAGAUAAUAACUUAACAAUCUAGUACAGUGUUGUUUUUUUCUUUAGUCACACACUUGUCUGUAUAUUUUUUAUGAAAAACAGAGAAUCCUUGUAAUUAUAUUAAAAUAGAUGUAUGAAUGGGCCAGCAGGACUGAUCUCAGUUAAUGCAUCUAUUUGUGCUAACAUUAGAAUUGGCAAAAGUGUGAUGACCAUCCUUUUUUUGUUUUUCUGCACUACACCCCGGAGUUUAUAAUUCCACUUUUACUGUACUGAAGACAAGGGACAUGAUAAAUACGCACAGCUUGAUUAGCUUGAAUGAAUGUUUUCUGAGCGUCUAUUCACCCUCUGUGUUCUGUUUUUGUCCUUUUAUAUGUGUUUAUUUAUUUGUAUGAAACUUUUAAUUUGCUUCUUGUCCGUGUUUUGUUUCCUGUCUGGCAUCUGUUCAUCUGUUGUUAUUCAGAUGUUAGAAACCUGUUCUGCCACCAGCUGCCCAGAUCUGUGCACGAGCUUUUGUCCUUUGAGCUGUCUGUAUGAUUCUGUGGGUUUCCAUGUAUGCUACAGUAUCAAUAUGUUUUUUCAUGUGAAUAAUCACUGUAUAGCUCUAACUUAUUCCCCAGUGAGGGAUCAUGUUCUGAAUGUAGAUAUUGUUCAGUAAUAUCUGUCAUUAAAUGUUUGUUAUUUGAGAUGCUAUAUUGUACAUCAAGUAUGGUGAUGUCACUAAUUUGUGACUUGUCUAAUUUUUUUUACAUAAAUGACUUGUGAUAACUCAGUCUUUUAUUUUGUCUGGUGUUUGUCAACAAAUAAAGGCUAAACACUGAAUGCA